Monopterus albus (swamp eel) is the source of this 3076-nucleotide messenger RNA. It is a transcript of the gene abi3bpa, whose product is annotated as ABI family, member 3 (NESH) binding protein a. Gene Ontology annotation, molecular function: protein binding. NCBI's taxonomy places the organism in Eukaryota, Metazoa, Chordata, Actinopteri, Synbranchiformes, Synbranchidae. The coding region runs from base 199 to 2478 and encodes 759 amino acids. Gene Ontology annotation, biological process: extracellular matrix organization; positive regulation of cell-substrate adhesion. The record is from RefSeq and is a predicted model, not a curated record. The transcript is spliced from 21 exons.
AGCUGCACUAGUCCUGAGAGUAGUAGUCCGGCCACCCCACAAACAUCCAGCCUGACUUCUGCAGCUGCAGCACAUGCCCGUUACUCAAGAUUCAUACAGUCAGCAAAGUAACACUAAGUGACCUCUUCGUGUUCCUCUGUCUGCAAUCAGAUUGCAGCAGCUCGUUUCACCUGAGACUCAGAGUCUGGCACAUCAGAGAUGAUGCAUUCGCACAACUUUCUGGUCCUUCUUUUCAUGGUCUUCAUUGCUGGGAUAGUUCUGUCUAGUGGCUUGACUCCCCACAGGAGCAGAGUGAGACGUCAGAAUAUGAAAGUACACAUCAGCGCCACAGAAGACACUAUCGUGAUGAAGUUUUUGCGUCCCAAUGCCAACACCAAGCUUGAGGGCUACAUCCUGGGUUAUGGCAGCAGCAUGUUCUACAAACAGUUCAUUCAGCUGCCUGAGAAUGGGAAGCCAUAUGAGAAUGAAUUUGAUGCUGAGCCCAAGUACCUUAUUGCUGUCCAACCCAUCCCAACCAAUGAGGUGAAAAAACAUUGCACAGGUAAAGUUGAAAUGGAGAAGCCCUUACACUUGGUCAUUGGGUCAGUGACACCUACUUCUGUUCUUCUAUCCUGGGGGACACUGCUGAAAACCCCCACUGAAGGCAACAUCAUGGAUGACUGUGUAGAGGAUGGACACUAUACAGUACGUUAUCGUGAAAGGAGCAGGAAGUGGAAAUACCAGACCUGCCCAACUAGUGACACAGUCGUUGAUCAUCUGAAGCCCAACGGUGUCUAUGAGUUUAGUGUCCAGCCACACUCUAAAGAUGGCAAUGGGAUGUGGAGCAAGCCAGUUAUUCACAACAUCAGCACCGGAGGUGGAGUAGACGAUGUCGUCAGGAAAAUCUUUAAAAUUAAACGCCCCCCCACUAAUAUCCGGGUGCACCAGAAAUCUGUAUCUCCAGUUUUGCACCCCUUCCCCUUCAAUCAGCACCUUGUUCUCAGUAACAAGACCCAGGGCAGACCGCCUGUGUCCCGGAAAACUGUCCCAAAGACAACUCUUGCUCCAUCCACAACAACUAGACAGGAAUCGGUGUCGACUCCUGGACCCACACUGCCUGUGGUCACCAAACAGCCAAUCGGUGCCGGCAUCCUCAGAUCAUCUGUCACUGAAGUCCCUUAUUCUCCCAUUAGCUCAUCAGUUCCUCCAGCAGGAAGAAACACCACGAUGUCUCGCCCACGGAUUCCUCCUCAUUCCACUCGUACUGGUGUCAGACCAGUAUCACCAUCCAAGACCUUCACCUCCUCUCACAGCUCCAGCACACCUGGGGCAGCCGAUGGGGUGAGUCAUAAGGGCAUUGCUCUUCCUAGACCUGUGAUGUGGUCCCAAGAGAAAUCUGUUCUGCGCCCUGGUAUUCCUGUCAACAAGAGCCCCAACCUGGUGGGGAAACCCAGUGACCAUGAUAAACCCAUGGACCUCAAACAAGGAGAAAAUGAGUCCAUCUUGAAGCCAUUCCCUCUGGUCACAGCCAAGCCCAAGCAAGAACGCCGACAGCAGACAAGCACCUAUGCCCCGGCACUAAACAGCAGCCGUUUCGACAUGUUUGAAAACUCUUCCAUAUUCAGGCGCAUGCCUGCGUCAGAGGUAGACAUAACGGGCAAGAAGCGUUUUGUAGCUCCCCAUGUGAUCUACAAAACAGAUAAGAAACCAGAUGAACCGUGCUCUAUCACCUCCUCCCUUACUUACUUUCCUGAUGAGGAGGGCAGUGAUCUGAAUGUGACUGGUCCUCCCCGCAUACCACCCUCCAACCUCACUGUAGUUACUGUGGAGGGCUGCCCAUCUUUUGUCAUUCUUGACUGGCAGAAAUCUGACAACGAAACCAGAGAGUAUGAAGUUUUAUCCACCACUGAAGGACCGAAUGGGCAGGAGGUGUCCAUUCUGACCACCAAUCAGACCCACACAGCUGUGGAGAAUCUCAAACCAGAGAGCAGUUAUGAAUUCACAGUAACACCAAAGAAUGAGCUGGGAACAGGACCCUCAAGUGAUCCUGUGUCUUUUAGCACAGAAUCAGCGGAUCCACGGGUUAGUGAAUAUGUUUCAGGCAAAGAUGCCAUCUGGACUCAGUUCCCAUUUAAAGCCGAUGCCUACUCUGAAUGCAAUGGAAAACAGUAUGUGAAGAGAACUUGGUACCGAAAGUAUGUAGGGGUCCAGAUCUGCAACUCCCUGAGAUACAAGAUCUACCUGAGUGACUCGCUCAAAGGAAAAUUCUACAACAUCGGUGACCAGACGGGGUACGGUGAGGACCACUGUCAGUUUGUUGACUCUUUCCUAGAUGGACGGACCGGCACCCAGUUGUUUGCAGAACAGCUACCAAGCAAACAAGGAUACUUCAGAGCACUGAGACAGGAACCCGUCAACUUUGGAGAAAUUGGAGGAAAGUCACAUGUUACCUACGUAGGCUGGUAUGAGUGCGGCAUACCCAUACCUGGGAAGUGGUAAGACCCUACAGAGCUGUCCAGGAGGAUGACCACCUUGGUGGUGAGGGAGAAGGUGCCUGUCUAGGCCUGAAGGGAGGGCUUUUCUUUUAUGUUACCAUGAACACUGUAGAUGUGUCUGCCUGAACUCGGCCUACUCUCCCAGGUGUGAACCUUUUAUAGGAUUAUUAUGUGUCACAACUCUCUUGUUUGCAUUUUUAACUUUGGUCUUAAUUGCUCUAUUUAUCAGAAAUGUCACAUCGGACGAAAGAAUGCAGGAGUUUGAGUGAAACUAAAUGUUGAACAUAAAAGAGAAGAACAAGAAAAUGUUGGGAAGCUGGCUCCCAAAGUGUAAUAAUGUGUAUGAUAUUAUUUAUCAAGUAAUUGUUAUUGAAUAUCUCGUUUUUGAUCUAAGGUUUAAAAAAAAAACAAACCCAAUAUUUCCAUGUCAAGGAGCCAAUAUAUUGGCCAUUUGUAUACAGAAAAGUGCCAGUCAUAUUUGGAUGUACAUUUGUAUGAUGUAAAGUUCAAGUACGCACAGAUAUGCAGAACUGACCUGCCGACUCUAAGGGACUAUUAACAGUUGUAGUUUACACAGUAUUAAACUUUUGUUCGUAUAUGUA